Molecule: messenger RNA, 895 nt
Organism: Lycium ferocissimum
Lineage: Eukaryota; Viridiplantae; Streptophyta; Magnoliopsida; Solanales; Solanaceae
Exons: 2
Coding region: 46-606 (186 amino acids)
Source: RefSeq, a predicted model, not a curated record
CGACCACCUAGUUCUCUCCCUCCUUUUUUCACGACGACAGCAAACAUGGGAGAGAUCGAAGAAGCAUCUGAGGUUUCUCCACUUUUACCAAACCCGAUAACCGACCCGAUCCCUUCAACCCGGACUAAAUCGGUUCGAACCAAAGUCCCUGAGGUCAAAAUCCACUUAUAUAAGCAAGGUAAGGGUCCGAUUGACGAAUUUACGUCAUCGUUAGGUGGGUGGGACCAAGACCAGCUGGAAGUUCGUGAUAUUCUAGAUAAAUACGGGUUCAAGUCGGUUUAUGCAUUCAAACCGGUUACGGGUCGGGGUGUUCCUAUUAGAUUUAACCCGCGUAAUGGACGAUCUAUUCUUACUUAUAGAGAUGGAUCUGAAAUAUGUAUUGAUGGAGAGCCUAAGGACUCCUUGAUCCAACCUAUUACCAGGAUAUUGGUUGGUGUUGCAAUCAUCGCCAUAUUGAUAGUAUUUGUGAUGAAAGAGUCUCCAGAAUGGGCAAAGAAGUUGAACCUCAGUGGUGGAAAUAUCCCGCCAUGGGUCCUUGCCGCUGCGGUUAUCUUGUUCACACGCGUGAGGAAGAGGACUAAGGAUUUCUUUCAAAAACGCCAAUGAUGAACUGGUGCCACAGACAACUGAAUUUUCUCAAAAAUUUGCAUGCUUUGUUUGUCUUUUAUGCUACAGUUUUUGGAUUCACGUUGUCUAAUCUUAUAAUCCAGUCGUGUACAUGUAACAUGCCAUUCCCCUUCUUUUUCUUGUUGGAGAAUUUUUGUUAUCAACCUGAAUGCUGCGGCAAUGACUGGAUUCUAGAUUGCUUUCAUGAUGAUAUUAUACUAUCAAACGCGCUUUCUCACCACGAGUGAGACAUGUAUGAAAAUAACACCUUGACUCGAGCUUGCUAAGA